GACUCCGGCGACAAGCCUGCGUUUGGCGCGAAGAAGCGCGGUGGGGGUGCGCAGACUGGAGUGAGCAAGACACGCAACAAUGGGCAAGAGACGGACGAAGACGGCAAGCCAAAGAAGUAAGCCCCCGUCUUCUUCUCCGACUACACCACGGGCUGCGGGUCGAUUACCGACGCGACUACACACAAUGCACUACGAGACAGCAGGAGCGAUCCGCACGGGUGUCGCCCGUGGCCCAUUCUGACCGAACACACUAGUAUCCCAUUCGUUCCCAUGAAGAAAUACGGCACCGUAGAGAACUCGACUCCGCAUGCAAAAGAUGACUACCACAACCGAUUCCUCUAUCUACAAAAUGCGCAACCCAGCUGGCGCAAGCAGCUGCAGGAGAAAGGGCUUAUGAACCCUGAUGGGCAAAUGAAGCUCAGCGACUCGGUCAAGCUGAUCGGCCGCUGCAACGACAUAUGUCCAGAAUUCGAGAGGGUGCGCAGGAUAGAUCAGAAGGACUACAAGCGUCCAGAAUGCACGCCCGAAACCGAGCACCUCGAAUACAGUGCCCGAAUACCAGACGAAUCGCGCAUGGUGAAGGCCUUCACUCGAUCUUCGGCCGGCGCUGACGUGGAGCUGGUCAUCGACAUUCGGAGUCCAGCAGCCUGUUUGAAAACCGUCAACUACCUCUUUAGCCGCCUGGACAAGGAAGGUUUCGAUUACCUACACGCUUGGAUCUGGGACCGCACCAGAUCAGUCCGCAAAGACCUACGUACCCAGGUCGUCGAAAAGCCCACCGAUAUCCGCACACUCCUCGUGUGUUUGGAAGCGUCCGCGCGGUUCUACCUCUUGUCGAUGCACCAGAUGGCCCAGAGCGAGAAGGAGGACUACUCGCAUCAACAGGACAUGGAGCAGUUCAACCAGACCUUGACCACAUUGCGGGAACGAUAUGACGACAAUCGACGAGCGGGGAUACCGUCCGAUAAUGAAGCCGAGUUCGUCGCAUACCGCCUCAUUCUAGCCUCGCUAUACGCCAACAGUCAACUCGAGAAUGAGCUCCACAGCCUGCCGAAUGGCCUCCGUAAUAACAAGCGUGUAUUGACUGCAAUCGAGAUCUUCAAAGCAGCCAAAUCAGCCUUCAACUUCGGUUCAGACAAGAGUUGGGUCCAGGCGCAUGCCAACUGGAAGAAGUUCUGGGUUCUCAUCAAAUCGCCUAGCGUGUCGUAUCUCAUGGCAUGCGCCGCUGAAGUCAGCUUCAAUCGUGUCCGUCACGUUAUCCUCGACUCAAUAUGGCAUGCAUACAGGAGGGGAGGUAAAGGAGAUGUAAGCGUUGAAGCUUGGACGACCGACAAACUCAAGCAUGUGCUCGCGACAGACGACGACAAGGACGCUGUCAAGCUUUGCGAGCUAUAUGGCUUCCAGUUUGAGCGGAACGCGGAGGGCCGUACGUUCCUGGACAUCUCAAAAUUGGGCAACAGCAAUAAGUCAUUAGGCGUUCCCCAUAGCGUCAAGCCGCAGAUGUUCUCACAGGGCCUUGUGGAAGCCAAACGACACAAUCGAGCUUUUUCGGCAAUCAUUCGGGGCAUGACAGUGCAGCAAGCGAAGACUAGCGGGUUACUGGUAGACCCGAGCUCAAUACGGACUGGAGGUGAGGACUCGCUUUUCAUUCCUGAGACUACUGCCCCGGCGCUGAAGCCGAGCCCCUUCGACCAAAACACGAACGGCGCCACGACAAAUGGUACUUCAAACCUCAGUCCUUUCGCCUCGCCAUUUCAACCUCCAAGCCAAACAUCGUCCGGUACUUCGUCGCCGAACCCGUUCGGAAAUCCUUUCGCCAGUGCAACCCCGCAGAGCCAGCUUGUACAAGGCACCUCUUCCCCAGCGUUUGGUAGAGGAGCUUCCCCUGGGACUUUCGAUGCGACCACGAAUACGAUCAAGUUCGCACCCACGCUUGCCUCAAAUACCAACAACAAUCCUUUCGCUGCAAACGCAGCAACGUUCCCUCCACAGUCUACGAUCCCCGCCUCAACACCACCUGAUUCUUUCAAUUUUGGUGCUAAUGCAUCUCCGGCGCUUCCAGGGCUACCAUCGGUUAGCCAGGCUACACCAGCCUUUGGUCAACCCAAUGGUCGACCUGCUUCUGAUGCAUCGAAGCCUUUUGUCUUUCCCGGCUUGCCUGAGCUGGAUGCGAGACUGAAAAGUGGACAGCUGCCAGGGGCUUCCACUACACCGGCAGGGUCGCCACCACAGUCUGAUGCCGCAACGCAGGCCGCCGAGAAGGAGAAGGCCGAGGCUGAUGCACGAGCGGCUGUGCUGAAGCAGAAGCGAGAGGCAGAAGAGCGGCGCAAAAGAGAACAGGAAGAGCAGGAGCGAAAAGCAAGAGAAGCGCAACAAGCACGGGAAUCGGAGCAGCGACGGAUUGAGGAAGAGAAACAACGACACUUUAGGGAUCAACAACAGAGGGAACUCAGGGCGAAGGAGGAGCGAGAGAGACUAAUCCGGGAGGAACAGCAGCGACAACAGCAGAGAGAGCAGGAGCGACUGGCACGAAUACGGCGACGAGAAACAGCAUACAAUGCACUAACAUCAAACAUCGUAUUCAGCGGAGAGGAGGGUCUUUUGUAUCAAUUCCUGGAGAACACGGUCAAAAACGUUGCAGAAGAGAGCCAUGCGGAGUGGCAGACCGAGAAGCGGCGGAAGCGUGAGGCGGCGGAGAAAGAGGAGAAGCGAAAGGUAUUUGCACGGGCAGUGUUCACGCACUGGGUUGCACAGGUGCAAAAAAAGAGGCGUAACACUAAAGCGAGAGAGAGGAGGAAGCGGCUCAAGGCACAGCGAGAGCAGUCAAUCAAUGGUGAAGGUGAAGCUGUGAGCGAGACUCGCGCAACUGAAUCGGUAGCGAGCACAGACCAGGCCAACGGCGUGUCAACAAUAAACGCGCCAACCAACGGGCGACGCGCCAGACGAACGCAAGAACGCCGUGCAAGCGCGGCAGCCGACCAAAUUACCCAAGGCAACACAAACUCGCAACCGCGAGCUGAUUCAUCACAUCAUACACAGAGCCAUAACGACUCAGGCACAAUGACCAACAGCCAUCACGUGCGCAGCUAUUCCGAGGCUUACCAGAAGUCGACGGCGCCCAUCGACCGGACAGAGACCGACUGGUUCAAGCUCCGGGCUAUGGGCAUUAACCCAAGCAAGCACCGCAAGAGAAGCUUCGACUCAGCUACCGACGAGGAGCCUAAGGGAGAUGCUGAAGCGAAGCGCGUACGCAGGUCUGACUCUACUGCAUCUCUGACAUCACAACCCCAAGCCCAGCCUGAAGCUCCUUCAAAGCCGCUCACCAUCGAGGAGCGCUUGGCUCGCAUUCGUGCAGCAAAGCAGUCUUUCAGGACAUCUGGUUCAGGAUCGCCACCCGUCAAUGGCACGACCCCCAACAAGCGCUCCUCCCUCAAAGGCCGCUCCAGCCUGCUGAUUGCCCAGGUGCGAGACCUUAUCGCCAAAUCUCCUACCCCAAAGCAGUCACCUAUGACUGUCCACAACUUCGGCCGCAGCGUUCCCAACCUCGGUGCAUCAACGUCCUCCUUCCGCCAAUCUAUCCUCGGCAAGAGCGUUGGUGCCGCGCAAAGCAAUAAGCCUGCGUACUGGGGCCGCGCUAGCCGCUUCGUCCCCCAACAUCUUUAUGGCAAAGGCCCAGAAGCCAUCCGCGCGUACCGCGACCAGUAUGUCAGCUCGCCAACCAGCACACCGCGACCUCUCAGCACCGAGCCGCUUAUGCUGUCUUCACCCAUCCCCACGCAGUGCUCGUACGUACCGCAGCCGGGCUACACCCAGCGGCAGUACAGCGAAGAUGGCAGCGCGAGUGGCGUCGACCUCGUGGAUGUCGAUGCCGAGGAUAACGUUCCUGGCGAUACCGAAGAGGACUCAUUCGACGGCGACGACGAAGAAGCGGAGUAUGACGAAGACGAAGAGGACGAUGAGGUCGACGAUCCGACACAAUUCGAUGCUUACGCCGAAGAGUACGACGAGGAAGAGGAUCAGCAUUCCGCGCAGCCCGGAAGCAGCUUUGGCGGUAUCGGCCCGGGAGCCACGCAGGAUGAUGCCAUUGAGCUGUCUGACUAGACUUGCUCACCUGAAGGACAUAUUUGUAUAUCAUAUCGACCGGCAUCUGGCAGCAUAGCGUUGGCGUUUUGAUUUGCGUUUGGUAUCAGCGGAUCGACGGGGCGGUCCGCGAGUCAUGUUCUAGAAUAUUGUAUAUGGAGGUUUCGAUACCCG
Macroventuria anomochaeta is the source of this 4254-nucleotide messenger RNA. RefSeq lists its product as uncharacterized. The record is from RefSeq and is a predicted model, not a curated record. Gene Ontology annotation, cellular component: cytoplasm; nucleus; transcription export complex 2. Lineage: Eukaryota; Fungi; Ascomycota; Dothideomycetes; Pleosporales; Didymellaceae. Gene Ontology annotation, biological process: mRNA export from nucleus. The coding region runs from base 271 to 4101 and encodes 1276 amino acids. The transcript has 4 exons.